AUGGGUGACAUUUCCGCCGAAGGCCAAGAGGUGGAUAUGCCGCCAGACAUACUGCUCAAACUGGACUUGGCCUUAGGGCAAGGUUCCCAGAUGUCAAAGCAGGUUUUGGAAGCGGCAGAUGGUUCGUCUGCCACAUCGUCGUCAGAUUCACUGAAUAUACUUUUGGAAAGACAAAGACAGCGGCAGCUCAAUCAUCCAUUGCAUCAGAGCCACAUCUCUACACCUUUACUGAGCUCCACACGACCCAAGGUAAAGGAAACCACUAAGAUAUCGUUGGAAUACGACCCUAUCUCCAAACGCAAAGUCCUGAAUACUUACGAAAUUAUAGGUGAACUGGGCCAUGGGCAGCACGGUAAAGUGAAGCUUGCAAGAGAUUUAGUCACCAAGCAACUGGUGGCCAUCAAAAUUGUCAAUCGUAACGGAAGCAAGAAAGACCGCUUUAGUUUCAAGACUAACAACGGUGGUGAUGACAAUAGAAUAAAGCGAGAAGUGGCUAUCAUGAAGAAAUGCCACCACAAGCAUGUGGUGAAACUGAUCGAAGUGCUGGACGAUUCAAGCUCUCGCAAAAUUUACUUGGUUCUAGAAUACUGUUCUGCUGGAGAGGUUAAAUGGUGCCCGGGCGAUCAAUUAGAAACUGAGGCUCAAGGUCCUCCGCUGCUUACUUUUCAAAGAGCUAGAGAAAUUUUUAGAGGUGUCAUUCUGGGUUUGGAAUAUUUGCAUUACCAGGGGAUCAUACACCGGGAUAUCAAGCCGGCCAAUCUCUUGAUUUCUGAAUCAGGAGUUGUGAAAAUAUCAGAUUUCGGUGUUUCGUUCGCUGCUAGCAAAGAUACAGAAGGUGGGGAGGUACUAGAUGAAUUGGAACUCGCAAAAACAGCAGGAACCCCUUCUUUUUUUGCCCCCGAAAUCUGCUUGGGACAUGAGGCAUUUGCAAGGUUCUGUUCAGACAAUGGAAGCUCUCAAAAGGGCUCCAUUAUCUCGAGUAAGAUCGAUAUUUGGGCCGUCGGAGUGACCCUGUAUUGCCUUUUGUUUGGCAUGUUACCAUUCCGCUCAGAAUUUGAGCUUGAAUUAUUUGAUAAGAUCAUAAACGAUCCGCUGACGCUCAAAUCUUAUGAUGAGAUGGCCCAACAAAAGGUUUCUGCCUUAUCUUGCGAGGAAGAGUAUGAGGCAGCUAAGGAUUUAUUGCAAAAGCUUUUAACCAAAAAUCCGUUUGAAAGGCUAGACAUAGCAAACAUAAAGCAAAACCCUUUUGUGUGCUGGGACUUUGAACACGACAUUGACAGCAGCACCGCUGCGCUUCUGAAGGCAGAGGAAAAAGCAGCUUUUCUACGAUCACAAGAAGAGGAAUAUCAGCAAAUUUCGAUCUCAUCUCAUGAAUUAGACAACGCAGUUUGCGGUAUUGGUAACAAGCUCAAGCGCUCUGUGCGCCACUCCUCGGGGACGUCAACGAAGGACGAAGAAGAGCUUUCUCGAGUACUUUCCAAACUUCACCAAAACACUAAUGAUAUUAACGAUAAUGACCACAUUAAUGACGGAAUGGACAGCUUAAGUCACUUCUCAGAUUUGAGCAUGGGGGCUAAUGAUAGCGCGCGGGCAAGCAAUGGAAAUCUCAUUCUGAGUGAAGGGCCACUAGUCGCGCAAGAAGACAGCACUGACGGCCCCGACGAGCUCAGUGCCAAAGAAAUCUUUCAACAGGAACUGGAGAGAUUCGACCAAAAAAGAGAUCCUAAUUCUAUUGUUUCACUACCCGUAAACUCAUCAUUUGCUUCUCUCGAUAGCUACUACAUGGAUACGUUUGCCGGGAAGCAUCCAGCAUCGGAAAGUAGAUCUCUUGCACAUCCUUCUUCCGUUGACAAGGCAGCGACUAUUUUUGCUCGCCCUCCGCAAGCUCUUUUGAAAUCCAAAAGUUCACAGGACCGCAAGGCAUCGUAUGGAUUCAACCACAGUGCCACUUCGAGAAAUGCCUUCGGCACGAGAUACCGCAAUCCAUUUGCUAGAGGCCCGAGGCCUGAAGGAGAUUCUCGAAAUCAGCCUCAGCAAGGUGCUGCCGGUAUCAACCGGCUAAUGCAUGGUAUUUCUUCAGACACCCCUAGAUCAAGAUACACGCCUUGGAGUGGAACAAAUGCAUAUCAUACGCAGAACUCGCAUCAAGAGCAAGAAAAUCCAAUAACAAAACAGUUGGACGGAACGGUCCAUCCCGAUCAAGAUGCGCGCACUAGUGACAAUCAUGAUUCGCGACAAUCGAGCAAUGGCAAUGAGAGGCGGGGGAACUUUUUUUCAAGUUUUGACGGAAGCGACGAAGAAGACAGCCAGUCCACUACUACCAGCGGGACGUCUGCUUCGCAAAAUGAUUAUCCAUCGGACGAGUACCGGUCGGAGACGGAGUCUUUACCCUAUGAGUUCCGCAUUGACUCUGAACACGGAAGUCAAGUAUCACUUCGGGAUCUACCAACAAACAAUUCAACAUUCACGAAUUUGGGACAUAGAACGGCAAGAAAUGAUGGAAUUACCGGUGAUGACGAUGAAGAGAAUGAGCUAACGUUGAACAUUGGCACGGCAGGGCACAGUCGUCGCCAAGGAUCUGUUUCUAGCUCGGCAAGCUCUCAAAGAUAUAGACGUUCUCGAAGGCCUUCCAUUAACCAGUCUUUCACCCCCGGCUCGCCAGGUCAAAAACCUACUUUUAGGACAAAAAUUUUUGACUCAGCUUCAACAAUAAAUCACGGAUCUGCUACCAGUGCCUCGACGCUGACCGCUGGAAACAAUGCAGGUCCUUACGAUACCGUUAUAAAUGUUAAUCCAGAAACUCCAGAGUUUGCCCCAGAUGCUGAAGGUUUCAUAUUAGGAGAUUCAUAUGACGGCAGUGUGAACAUUCCACCCGAUGUCUUGAAUAUGAUCCCUGAGUUAGUUGUUUCAGCAGACGAGAGUUUUUCAAGCGAAAGAAAUGCCAGCGAACUCGGCAGCAAUGCAUUGUGGAAAAGCACGCAUUCAAAAGGUUCGAGCCAAAAUUCUCUUUUAUUCGGUAACAAAACACCUUUGGCCUCCACGCAAGAGGUUAGUGUCAGUCCCGUUCUCAAUACUCAGCUGCAGCGCGAUCGGACCCGCGUUACAUCCAAAGAUCUACUUCAAAGUGUUUUGACCUCCGCUGGCUCUAGUAGGAGACCUUCUAUGUCACCAAUUGCACGCAACCUUCCCAAGCAAGAAACAACGGACAGGUCAUAUGUCAAUCAUUAUGAGGGAAAGCGCGAGACGAAGUACUCGUCGAAGACUCAAACUAGGAGGAGACCAGAAAAGAAUAGGGAUCUAGAAGGUCGCUACAGAUCAAAGUCUAUUAGUGUCGGACUUUUAGACGACCGCCGGCCAUCAGAUCACUAA
Molecule: messenger RNA, 3369 nt
Organism: Lachancea sp. 'fantastica'
Lineage: Eukaryota; Fungi; Ascomycota; Saccharomycetes; Saccharomycetales; Saccharomycetaceae
Source: the annotation of a GenBank genome assembly